Molecule: messenger RNA, 2610 nt
Organism: Dinoponera quadriceps
Lineage: Eukaryota; Metazoa; Arthropoda; Insecta; Hymenoptera; Formicidae
Product: endothelin-converting enzyme 1-like
Exons: 19
Coding region: 238-2406 (722 amino acids)
Biological process (GO): protein processing
Cellular component (GO): plasma membrane
Molecular function (GO): metalloendopeptidase activity
Source: RefSeq, a predicted model, not a curated record
UCCGAAUAGAUGUUUAGACGAAUUAAUAAAUAUACGCAAUUCUACAGUGCUAUUUUCGUAUCGUAUGUAUCUGAGUUGUGAAGAAGACUAUAUUAAUAUGCUGUUUUUCGCAACUGAUCGACUCUCUGGUGAAGGUGGCUCGCUCUAGCCGAUCUAGGAAUGAUCCAGAGAUCAUGGAAAUAGUACACAUUCUAUUUUUGUACAGUGUAUUAUUCCGACGGAUUCUCGGGUGCGGACAUGACUUUCUUGCCGUUACUUUUCUGUGUAAUAAUCGCGGGAGCAGUUGGGCUUCCUAGGCGUAGAUCGACUGAGUAUACUGUGUGUGAGAGCGAAGUAUGUCGCAAAGUGGGAGAAUCAAUACGUCGUGAUAUGAACGAUUCUUACGAGCCUUGUACUAAUUUCUACGAAUACGGAUGCGGCUUGCGAUUAGAAAAUAAUCGUACACAGUCCAAUGAUGUGGAAUGGUCCGAGAAGCAUAUAUUAGAUUUGAAGUCGAGGAUUUCGCAUCGUUUAAAAGAGAUUCUAGAAGAACAGAGUGAAUAUGAUGACCUGCCGCCUAUAAAAAUGAUGAAACAAUACUACCGUUCGUGCAUCGACGAAGACGCUAUAGAAAAGCAUGGGCUUGAACCUAUACAAAAAUUACUAGACGCGAAAGGUGGGUGGCCAAUUCAAUUGGGAAAUCACGAGGCGAGCAAUUACACUUGGCAAGAAGUCGACGAUUAUUAUUUGCAAAUGUUUCUCGCCAGCAGUUUUAUCGCCAUAAGAUACACACCUCAGAAGGAAAACGCGACUAAUCUUAUACUUACGGUGAAGGUUGGAACAACAUAUUUUCUCAUGAAAACAAUUGGCAAGAAAAGAUUUGUGUACUGGGAAACCGACAGACUGGUUAACGUAUUGAGGGCUUUUAAGAGACAUAUUGGAACAGAUGUUCCAAUUGAGAAUUACAUUGCAGAUAUAAGCGAUAUAAUUAAAUUCUCGAGGAACUUCAGAAACAUUAGUCAAUAUGAAAUGAAUGCCAAGAAAGUAAACGAACAGGACUAUGAUAUAAUGACGAUUGCAGAAUUACAAGGAUAUUAUGAUCUCGCGGGAACACAACAGCCUACAGCACAGGUAAAUUUGCUGCAAAAGAUACAACUGUUAUUUAAAUCUUCGAAUAUAACCGUUGACGUGUCGACACCUGUGCUAGUGCAAAAUAAACAUCUUCUUCACCAACUGGCGCAUUUAUUGGGUGCUACCCCGCCACAUGUAAUCGUCAAUUAUAUUCACUGGAAUGUAGUGAAUCAAUUUCUGCCGUAUCUGACGAAGGAAAUGAGAGACAUUAAUUUUGAAACGACUUACAUGGAAUAUAUUACCAAGCAAAAGCCACGGUGGGAAAUAUGCGUUGAAGACACAGGGUUGGAAGAAGCUCUCUCUUUUCUGUUUAUCAAGAAAUACAAUAUGGAAAAUAUGAUAACAGGUGUGACAGAAAUGUUGGACAAUAUUAAAACAGAAAUGAAGCGGCAUAUAUUGAACUCCACGUGGACGAGCGCCAGUGCGAAGCACUUUAUGAUAGACAAAAUAGACAACGUCAUAUCACUGAUCGGUUAUUCUAAUUGGUACAAUAAUCAAACAGCACUCAUUGAAUAUUACGAAGGGUUGGAAGUUGGGGAAAGUUACUUCAAAAACAAAGUCGCCACAACAGUGUUUAAAACGAAAAGAAUAUUGAAGGAUUAUCUGAAACCAAUGAAUAGAACCAAGUGGAUCUUUGCUCCCAUAACUUUCAAUGCAGCUUAUGCUCACCAGAUGAACUCAAUGAUUAUACCAGCUGCUGUAGUUCAGGAUCCGUAUUUUGCUCCCGACAUACCGCUUGCGAUUAACUACGGUGCGAUAGGUAUGAUUAUUGGACACGAACUCGCGCACAGUGUCGAUAGUACCGGAAUGAAAUACAACAAAUUUGGCAAUGAGAUUACGAUGGAUGUGGAAACUGCCCAGGCUUACAAGGAACGAAUGAAAUGUUUCAUAGAUCAGUAUAAUAAUUACACGCUGACUGCGGCGAACGAAUAUAGAGCAGCCAUACAAUUGGACGGGGUAUUCACAAGGAACGAAAAUAUUGCUGACAACAUUGGCCUGGAAAUUGCAUUCGCAGCAUUCCAGAGACACAAAUUAACGGCUGGCUCACAGCCGAGAUUAACAGGCUUAACAGAUAUCAACGACGAGCAACUGUUUUUUUUAUCUUUCGCAAACUCUUGGUGCACGGCGAAAAAGGAACGAAAGUACAAGUCACUCAAUUUUAAUGUGAAUGUCCACAGUCCUAAGGAGUUUCGAGUACUCGGUACUCUGAGUAAUAUGGAAUCCUUCUCUGAUGCAUUCAACUGUCCAGCUGACAGUCCGAUGAAUCGCGACACGAAGUGCACUAUAUGGAAUUAGUCCGGAAUGUUAAAGAAAUUAUCAAAUUAACUGGCCGAGGACGAAUGAAACUGCACCCGAUGUUUUCAUUAAAAUAAUUCACGCCGUGCAAUUGGUGGGGCAUGUUUCUGACACGACCAUCUUGUCGGAAUAAAUAAGAAAAUAUCAGAUACGUUAUAUUGUAAGGAUCAUUUUUUUUAUUAAUGUCACAAAAGGGCAAAAUAA